AUGUUUACACGUCGAAACACUUAAUGUUUCGACAGAAUGUGGUCAAUUACACUCACAUUUUUCCGUGAUUGUAUAGUGAGCUAGUCUCUGUGAAGGUGUCUAAACAUAGAUGUGUCAUUAGGUAAUGACAGGCGGCCCAGGGUUACCCUAUGUCACCCUUGUGCCUCCUUAUGUCACCCUAACCAAUUAUAGCCUAUACAUUACAGCAGUGAAGGAUCGGGUGCCUGUGUGUUGGUGGGAACUUGACCCAUGGGAUCCUAGUUUAUGGCUGAUAACUGACACUGAUGCCAUGACAGUGGACAUCAUGGUUUGGGAGGUGGUGACCCCGGCCGUGCGGUUCAGCGAUCCCAAACAUCAGAACGUGCCAGAUUCAGAGCCUGAACACACAGAGGUGAUGAUGGAUGCAGAUGGAGACCAACCACAUGAGCUGCUCUGCUGUGAGGAACGCCUCCCCUCCUCACCUGGCUUCCCCACCAGUGACAGCUACAUGGAAUACGACGACCUCCCAGACCUGCAGGAGGUCCAGGAGGAGGUGGAGCUCACGGCGCCGCCGGUGUUCCAGGUGGCCGUGGGUGUGUCGCACCAGGAGCGGCACGCGCACGCGCAGCCACCCGACACGCAUUGGCUGACGCAGCUGGCUCACAUCGCCACUGGGCCCCAGAGUCCGCUGCUGCAGGAGUCUGCUCACAGCAGCCCCCCUGCGGUCUGCCUCUCCAGCACCAGCACUAAUCUACAUUCCUACGCUCGGCCUCCUCCACCUCUCCCCAGCGGCACCGUGUCGCCCCCCAGAGGUCACGUCAGGGAGCGUCGGCGCAGCAGGAAGAGCAGUGAGUGUGGCUCCGCGGUGUCAACCAGGUCCUCUCUGUCUGAUGAGGAGGACAUGGGCUGGAACUUCUCCUGGCCACCCACCGCCUGGCACUGCUUCCUCAAAGGCACUCAUCUGCGCUUCCACGGCAGCUCUAAUGUGGAGUGGCAGGACAUCGAGGACCUGGAGUCUGCUGAGGACGACUCCGGUGAUGAGGAGCGGUCCACGUCUCUGAAGAGUUAUGGCUCCGAGGGUCUGCAGCUGGUGCAGCAUUCAGAGAUUGUGUUGGCAGGUCAGGCUGUCCUACAGCUGACCUUUGACCCCGGGGCAUUCGGACGUGCCCCCGUCAGCGCCCGGUGCCAACUCGAUCACCCGUUCUACGUCAAAAACAAAGGCUGGUCGUCAUUUUACCCGAGCUUGACUGUGGUGCAUCAUGGGAUACCGUGCUACGAGAUGGAGGUGGGAGGUGUGUGUCUUCCUCCAGGACACAGAGAUGCCAAACACACCGACGACUCGCUGGUCUUUGACACAUUCAGGAGUUACGACUUCACCCCUCUGGAUUCCUCUGCCGUUUACGUGUUGAGCAGUAUGGCCAGACGGCGGCGGGCCUCCCAGUCCAGCGGGGGAGCUGUUUCUCCGGACAGAGACACAUCACAUGACAGUCCCGGUCCCUCCCACGCCACUCGUCAAGCGCCAACCAAUAGCCAGCAUGCCAGCACGGCGGGAGGUAACAAUGCCACGCCCACAAAGUGCAAGCGGCCAAUGAACGCCUUCAUGCUGUUCGCCAAGAAGUUCCGGGUGGAGUACACACAGAUGUACCCAGGGAAGGACAACAGAGCGAUCAGCGUCCUCCUCGGUGAGCGAUGGAAGAAAAUGCGAAGCGAGGAGCGGCGGGUGUUCACCGUGCAGGCCAAAGCUCUCGCAGACGAACAGAAGAGGCUCAACCCAGACUGCUGGAAACGCAAACGAACCAACUCGGGUUGUCAGGGAAAUUAAAGAUGCAGAAAAGAAGAAAGAACGAUCAGCACAGCUUACAGGCUUACACACACACACACACACACACACACAAACACACGCGCGCUGAGAAGUAACAAGGAAAAGGAGCUAAACAUAUUUUAAUACUAUGCUUCAAGAUUAUAUUUUGUUAACAACAGACUUGUUUGAUCUCCCAAAACGAGGAGAGGAUUCAUAUUCUUCUUGCUAAUCUUGUCAUAGUGAAAAGAGCCGCCGCGCCUGCUUCUUUUAGACAUUUCGAGCGGCUCUCAAGAACCAUCGCUUCCCUUUCUCUUGCUUUUAAAGGGAGCUAAAUGUUUAAAGUGGUCUAAAGCAUUAUCUGUUGACAGCAGUUAUAAGAGGCUAUGAAACAUGACAUUUUUAAUGCUGCAGCGCACCGUAGCAGAGAGGACACUUUUUCUCUUCCAAACCAAAUUAUGCGACAGAUUUACUGGUUUUAUGUGUGACUGGAGUUCAUCUCCACAAGUGAUUUUACAACAAUGUGACAAUAAAUAAAAAGUCCGAGACUCUGAUUCAUUUUCAGUUUCUCACCAUAUGCUUGAAACAGGUGGAGGUUGUGGUGCUGUAGCAUUUUAGUUGAAGUAGAGAAUGUAGCUAUUUUUUUUUUCCCAAAAAUGAUAUAUUCAUAAAAUGAUAUAUACAAAGUA
Messenger RNA from Acanthopagrus latus (yellowfin seabream), 2466 nucleotides. Its product is annotated as HMG box-containing protein 1-like. Gene Ontology annotation, biological process: regulation of transcription by RNA polymerase II. The transcript has 13 exons. The coding region runs from base 125 to 1801 and encodes 558 amino acids. Gene Ontology annotation, molecular function: protein binding; RNA polymerase II cis-regulatory region sequence-specific DNA binding; DNA-binding transcription factor activity, RNA polymerase II-specific. The record is from RefSeq and is a predicted model, not a curated record. Lineage: Eukaryota; Metazoa; Chordata; Actinopteri; Spariformes; Sparidae. Gene Ontology annotation, cellular component: nucleus.